Molecule: messenger RNA, 1518 nt
Organism: Didymodactylos carnosus
Lineage: Eukaryota; Metazoa; Rotifera; Eurotatoria; Philodinida; Philodinidae
Source: the annotation of a GenBank genome assembly
AUGAGUCAAAAAAUUCAAUAUAUGGUCACGAAGAAUACCAAGUUUGAAACAACGUUGGCACGCUAUUUAAUAUCUGAUGCUUACAAUCAACUAAUUGGUUAUGAUGCCUGUAUCGAAAAACAAGGAAAAACUAUCAAAUAUCGUUUAAUUGUAUUAGGUUUAGAAUCGCUUUAUAUGACGGAUAAUCCACCAAAGUUUAUUCAAUUGGAACGACCCUUUAUUUAUUACAGAGACAUUGUUAAAGCCGAAAUGAUUGACGAUUAUCCUGACUUUUUAUCUGGUACGGAAAAAGAGAAUGCAAUUCAUAUGAGAUUGAAAGUAAUGAUGCCAAAGAAAAAACGGAAAAAGAAAGAUCCUAGUGUUGAAGAAAUGGAGACAAUACCGUGUUUGUUUGAUAAACCGAUGCUCGAUAAUAUAACAGAUUAUAUGGAUGAAUCAUUGAAUUACUUGAAUCCCUCUCGUGAUUUAUACAAUGGCCCAUUAACUAAAUUAUUGGCAGCCAUUCCAUUAUUGUUAUCAUCAUCUAUUCAAGAUGAUAAUCCUACCAAUGAUCAAUCAGCACAAUUAACAUCACGUUCAAUUGAACCAUUGAAUUUGUCCGAUUUAGUACCACCCUUGAGUUUAUCGGAUGAAUUCAGAGAACAAUUACAACGCUUGGAUAUUACAGAUCGAUCACGUGUUCAAACAUUAUUUGAUUCACGAGUCACUACCAUCACACCACGAUCAAAAUCUGCUCGUUCAUCGAAAAAGACAAAAUCGACAUCAUCAACGAGUCCAAAAUUCAAUCGAUAUUCAUUGAAAACAGUUUAUGGUAAUAGUACAUUAUUAACACCACGUAUUCAAAAGACAAUGUUAUCAGAUACAUCUGUUGGAGACGAGAUUUUUCUCACUCCACACACCUCACGUUCAAUUCUAUCAACUACAACAUUAUUGUCAAAUACUUCGCAUAAUCCAACAAUAUAUUGUCCAACAAUUGAAGAAGUGAAAAGUCUUGAUAAUGAUGCAAAAGAGAUGCGUGAUAUUGAUAUUUAUUUUCUUGCAAACGAUUCUAAAAUUCCUGAAAUAUUGAGUUCAGCGUUGAAUAAUUAUAUUGUGAAUGCUACUUUAACAUUUGAUCGUAAUCAGCAAAAAAUACCUUUACAAAGUUAUAACUCUCAGGACAUAAUAAUUAUGAAAACAAAAUUUUCCCAAUUAAAACAAGAAAUAAUGCAGUCAACAAUUGAUAUCGAUCGAUUACUUACACUUACUAUUGAGCUACAUGAUGCUAUUGAAAAAUAUCCAAAAGUAAAAGAAUUAUUUUGGAAGGAUCAAGAUUUAUUUAUUUAUUAUACAGCACAUUUACAAACAUGCAUUGAAAAUAUUGAAAACAAAAUUCAUUAUUCAUUAGAAGAUGAUGAAGAAGAAUUACAAAUCAAAUUAGGAUUAUCUGUCAUGACUUUACUUAAUCAAGCAUUUCUGAAUACAUUUGCAUUACAAGAUAGAUUUUUAAGAUUAGAACAUAAUCGGUAUGUUUAUUAG